Messenger RNA from Symbiodinium natans, 1341 nucleotides. NCBI's taxonomy places the organism in Eukaryota, Dinophyceae, Suessiales, Symbiodiniaceae. The record is from the annotation of a GenBank genome assembly.
AUGUCUGCUCGUGCAGCUCGUGUCUGCAACUCGGCCACAGUCGAUGAGGUGAAGAAGAUGCUUCGGGCUAACUAUCAGGGUGUUGGUACCGCCUACCGAGAAACAGACCCUGUCAAGGUGUGCACAGCAUACGAAGCCUUCAUUCUCGAUUACUUGGCUGUGUCAGCGAGAGUUGUGAAGACGGUGAUUUCCAAAGCUGCGAUAGAGGCCUUUGAAGGUUUGGAUGGCCAUUCUGCUGAGAUGUUCGGUCGGCAGAUCGCACACGCUGUUCAGGUCUGCGGUCUUAAGGUCAAAAGCAUUUCGUCGGGGCUAAAGACUCCUCCUAGUGUUUUGAGAAUUGCCAGGGCUUUGCAAAAGGCAAAGGACAGGACGACCCCUGCGAAUCAGGCAGAUCAGCCUGCAGACAUCUAUGCCAGAUACGGCUUGCAGCCACCGGCGACAUCAAGCACCAGCUGGAGCCACAAGGCUUGCUCGACCGAGGUGCUGCAGAUUAACAGCAGUGAUGACGAUGAAGCUGCAGAAGCCUUGGAUCUCGAGGAGGAUUCAGAGAAUCCUCCUGCUGAAGCUUCGCAGUCGCAAGUCCACAGCAAGCCUGGGCCUUCGAAAGUCAGCAGUGCCAAGGCGGAAGAUGCACCCUUGAAGCAUCCCUUGCUGAGCUUUCCUGAUCUUCACGCUUGCAAAACACGAACAGUUUACUCUGAUGGCAGUGAAGUGCAAGCAUGCCUGGAUCCAGCUGCUGGCAUUCCGCAGGAGGUUCUCGAUCAUCAUAAGGAUCUCCUUGCCAAGGCAGCGGUUCCUGCAGCAGCUUUGGCUCCCAAGACCAAAGCCAAGCCGAAAUCGAAGGCGAAGGCGAAAGCCAAGGCGAAAGCCAAGGCGAAAGCCAAGGCGAAUGCCAAGGCGAAAGCCAAGGGGAAAGCCAAGGCGAAAGCCCAGGCGAAGGGUGCUGAUUGCGAAGGCAGUGCUACAAGCAAGGAUUUGGUCUCGGCCGGUGAAAUCCAGAACAAGAAGCCCAGUGCAGCCGACUCGAUGGUGAGCAAGGAUGGCUCAGAGGAUCCAUGUGUCGACCCUGGUGAUAUCGAUAUGGCCAAGAGGAAGCUCCACGCGGUUCGGCAGGCCACUGCCAGCAAGCCGCCCAGGACCUACAUCACGGCCUGUCGCUGCACCACGAACAAUCACAAGAGAGAGCUCCUGCUUGAAUUGAGCGAAAAGAAGUACCCGAAUCAUGUGGAGCUUGCACACAGUCUGAGGGCCAAGAUCCAGGAGCAGGACAUGACUUAUGAAGAAGCCCGGGCUCUUCGGUCCCAGCUGGACCAAGAGCUAGCAGCAGAAGUCCCAGCAUAG